AUGCGUUCCGUUGCCUUCAACUCCCUCCGGGGUCUAUCCCGGGCCGGCUCCCGCUUCCAGCCCGCUACCCUUCCCCGUGUUGCGGCUGCUGCCCGUGCCUAUUCUACUCCUGCUGCCGAGAACCAGUAUGAGUUCAUCCAGGUCUCCGAGCCCCGUCCGGGUGUCGGUCAAGUAACACUCUCCCGUCCCAAAGCCCUCAACGCGCUCUGCACCCCUUUGAUCAGCGAACUCAACACCGCCCUCCUCUCCCUGCAAUCCUCCCCCACCAUCCGCUCCAUCCUGCUCACGGGCUCGGAGCGCGCCUUCGCCGCCGGCGCCGACAUCAAAGAAAUGGCCCCCCUCACCUUCUCCAAGGCCUAUUUGGAGUCUUUCAUCGAGUCCUGGUCCAACCUAACUUUCACCACAAAAAAGCCCAUCAUCGCCGCCGUCUCCGGACACGCUCUCGGCGGUGGCUGCGAGCUCGCUUUGAUGGCCGACAUCAUCUACUGCACCAAGACGGCCAACUUUGGCCAGCCCGAGAUCAAGCUGGGCACGAUCCCCGGUGCGGGCGGGUCGCAGAGGCUGACCAGGGCGGUGGGGAAGAGUAAGGCUAUGGAGCUGAUUCUCACGGGCAAGAGUUUUUCUGGUGAGGAGGCGGAGAGGUGGGGAGUGGCUGCUAGGGCGUUUGGUUCCUAUGAGGAGUUGAUGGAGGCGUCCUUGAAGACGGCGGAGGUCAUUGCUGGGUACUCAAAGGUGGCCGUGCAGGCGGCUAAGGAGGUGGUUAAUAAGUCCCAGGAGGUCGGGCUGAGGGAUGGUGUUGAGUAUGAGAGAAGGGUGUUCCAUAGUUUGUUUGGAAGCCAGGAUCAGAAGAUUGGCAUGAAGGCUUUUGCGGAGAAGGGCAAGGCUAAGUGGGUUGAUGAGUAA
Messenger RNA from Sordaria macrospora k-hell, 903 nucleotides. RefSeq lists its product as uncharacterized. The record is from RefSeq and is a predicted model, not a curated record. Gene Ontology annotation, molecular function: enoyl-CoA hydratase activity. Gene Ontology annotation, biological process: fatty acid beta-oxidation. Gene Ontology annotation, cellular component: mitochondrion. Lineage: Eukaryota; Fungi; Ascomycota; Sordariomycetes; Sordariales; Sordariaceae.